GUGAUCUAUGAGAAAACACUCAGACACGUGAGAAGUCAGUGAAGUGCCUGAAGCACGAGGAGACAUGAGAGCGUUUCAUAUGUCAGCGUUCAUCAGGACGGUUCUCUUCACCGAGUGUCUGCUGACGAGUGUGACAGGAGAUGGGGACGAUUCUGAAGAGAAACUAGAGAUCAAGUACGUUCUGAUCGGCGUAGGCCUCGGCCUGCUUUUAGCUGCUUUGUUCAUUAUAGUCAAAAUCUGCAUCAUCAGGCAACACGUGUACGACAACUACACAGAGGAAAGCAUGAAGAGACCCUCAGAGCCCCACUUGUUCACUUUGAGCCAUCUGAGCCAAUCAGAGAAUCCAGUGCCAACGGUGUCCAAUGACGUGCGGGGUUAAAGGUCACGCAGAGUGAUUUACAGGAAGAAAGCGAUCUGUUGUCUUCUAAGAUAUCCAACCAGACUGUUUUACCUUCUCUGGCUGUCGCUUAAUAGCACGUGUCUUUACGGUUUUAAAAUAAAGGGUCUUAACAUUUUAUUAUGUAGUUUUUUAUUUGUCUGUAGAGCGUUUAAUUGACCCUAGUUUUAAUAAAGCAAUUUGCAGAUGUUGGAUUUUUCAUCCCUUC
Molecule: messenger RNA, 605 nt
Organism: Betta splendens (Siamese fighting fish)
Lineage: Eukaryota; Metazoa; Chordata; Actinopteri; Anabantiformes; Osphronemidae
Product: transmembrane protein 273-like
Exons: 5
Coding region: 65-379 (104 amino acids)
Source: RefSeq, a predicted model, not a curated record